AUGGCAGCUAAAGUUUUGAUUCCUGAGGAUGAUCUCUGUUGUUCUGUAUGUUGUGAUAUUUUUAAAGAGCCUGUUGUCCUGAAAUGCAUGCACAGCUUCUGUAGAGUGUGUGUGCGGCAGUACUGGGAAGAGAAGAGCUCUCGAGAGUGUCCCAUCUGCAGGAGAAAGUCCUCUGUGGAAGUGCCUCCCGUAAACCUGGCCUUAAGAAGCAUUGUGGAGUCGUUCUCAAAGCAGAAGAGUGAGAGUGAAAUGGCCGACAAGAGUAACACUCACUGUAGUCUUCAUGGGGAGAAACUUCUCUUCUUCUGUGAACAUGACAAAGAGCCUCUGUGUGUCGUCUGUCAGACUUCAAAAAGACACAGAAAUCACACGGUCUGUCCAGUGGAAGAAGCCGUACUGGAUCUGAAGGAGGAAAUCAAGCCUGAACUUAAUCUUAUUAAAGAAAAACUGAAGAGCUUUACUGAGGCUGAACAAGAAUGCAAGAAAACAGCAGAACAUAUCCGGAGUCAAUCCCAGCACACAAAAAAACAGAUAAAGGCAGAGUUUGAGAAGCUCCACCAGUUGCUGCGAGAGGAAGAGGAGGCCAGACUAUCUGCACUGAAGAAGGAGGAGGAGGAGAAGAGUCAGAUUAUUAAGGAGAAGAUAGAAAACAUCACAAGACACGUCUCCACCCUUACAGACAAAAUGACAGUUAUAGAGAAGGCCAUGGACACAGAAGACACCUCCUUUUUAAAGAACUACAAGAACAUCAAGGAAAGAGCCCAGUGCACACUGCAGGACCCAGAGCUGCUCUCAGCGGCACUGAUAGAUGUGGCCAAACACCUGGGCAACCUGAAGUUCAGAGUCUGGGAGAAGAUGCUGGGGAUGGUGCAGUACACUGCUGUGACUCUGGACCCUAACACUGCAUCCCCCAGGCUGUCUGUGUCUGAUGAUCUGACCAGUGUGAGAGACACUGGAGUUCACCAGCAGCUUCCUAACAACCCUGAAAGAUUUGACAGCUGUGCUGAUGUUUUGGGCUCUGAGGGAUUUAACUCCGGAAAACACAGCUGGGAGGUGAAUGUAGGGAACCAACCUGCUUGGAAGAUAGGAGUGGUAAAAGAGUCAGCCAACAGAAAGAGUGCUAGCCCAGAGGACAGCCGCUAG
Conger conger (European conger) is the source of this 1143-nucleotide messenger RNA. RefSeq names its product E3 ubiquitin-protein ligase TRIM35-like. The transcript is spliced from 7 exons. The coding region runs from base 1 to 1143 and encodes 380 amino acids. Gene Ontology annotation, molecular function: zinc ion binding. Lineage: Eukaryota; Metazoa; Chordata; Actinopteri; Anguilliformes; Congridae. The record is from RefSeq and is a predicted model, not a curated record.